AUGGUGCUAUACGAGGAACUUUGCGACGCUCAUUGCCACCCGCACGACGAUGCCGACAAUCGCUCAAUGAUCCCACAGCUCAAAACGGGUCACAUUACACUAAUGGGUGUUCGCCAAGACGAUUGGGAUACAGUUGCUCAAGUUGCCAAGCAAUGCCCUAACAACAAGUGCAUUCCUGCAUUUGGUUUACACCCGUGGUUUUUGCACCGUGUGAUGGUUGACGACAAGGACAAAGAAGCCCACUAUGACGCCGUAUUGACAUCCUCGAACGAGAGUGAAAAGAGCGAGAUGAUCAGUGCUUUGGAUCCUCCUUUUCCACGCGAUGAAUGGUACAACAACCUGAAGCAGCACUUGGAAGCACAUCCUGAAGCGAUCGUAGGUGAAGUUGGGUUGGAUCGGGCAGCAAGACUACUUCCUGGAGGUGCUAUUGAAUGGCAUGGUGUCAAACCUACGUCGGUGCAAUGCACGAUAGAGCAUCAAUUACAAGUAUUGGAACUUCAACUGCAACUUGCCAAGGAACUCAAUCGACCCAUGAGUGUUCAUUGCGUACAAGCUCAAGGCCAUCUUCUCGCCCUUUUACAAAAACACGCCAAGAACAAUCCACCUAUCCGUUUAUGCCUUCAUUCAUUUGGUGGAUCACCAGGGACACUACCACAGUUCAUGAAGCUGAAAGGGUACACCAUCUACGUUUCGUAUUCGAUUGCUAUCAAUGAGCGACUAGGAAAGAAACUCGACGAUCUGAUAUUGGCAGUACCACACGAUCGAUUAUUGAUUGAAUCGGAUCUCAACACUCCCAAGGGUCAAGAUGAUGCCAUGGUUGCUAUUGCUGAAAGAGUUGCUCACGUGCAUAAUUGGACCAUCGAUCAAGCUAUCAAGCAGACUCAUGAGAAUUGGUGCAAGUUUAUUGGUAUACGAUAA
Lichtheimia ornata is the source of this 918-nucleotide messenger RNA. RefSeq lists its product as uncharacterized. Bases 1 to 918 code for a protein of 305 amino acids. Gene Ontology annotation, molecular function: hydrolase activity, acting on ester bonds. Lineage: Eukaryota; Fungi; Mucoromycota; Mucoromycetes; Mucorales; Lichtheimiaceae. The record is from RefSeq and is a predicted model, not a curated record. The transcript has 2 exons.